AUUUACGGCGGCUGCCAGGGCAAUGCGAACAGGUUUCCCAAUAUGGACGAAUGUCUCAAGACCUGUGGAAGCUCAGAUGUAGAGAUCUGCCAGCUCCCUGUGCAGCCUGGCCCGUGUCAGGCCUACACGACCCGGUACUUCUACAACUCGGCCACCAAGAAGUGUGAGGAGUUCAGGUACGGUGGCUGCCAGGGCAACGAGAACAGGUUUGCCACCAAAGACGAAUGUUUCCAGACAUGUGGACGCCCAGUUAAAGAGGUCUGCAAGCUCCCUGUGGAUGCUGGCUCAUGUUUUUCCUACAUGACCCGCUACUUCUACAGCUCGGUCACCAACAGCUGUGAGGAGUUUGUUUAUGGCGGCUGCGAGGGCAAUGGGAACAGGUUUGCCAGUAAAAAUGAAUGUCUCAAGGCCUGUGUCAGCCCAG
Terrapene triunguis (Three-toed box turtle) is the source of this 424-nucleotide messenger RNA. Its product is annotated as carboxypeptidase inhibitor SmCI-like. The record is from RefSeq and is a predicted model, not a curated record. The transcript is spliced from 3 exons. Gene Ontology annotation, molecular function: serine-type endopeptidase inhibitor activity. NCBI's taxonomy places the organism in Eukaryota, Metazoa, Chordata, Testudines, Emydidae. The annotation marks the transcript as partial.